Molecule: messenger RNA, 1347 nt
Organism: Colletotrichum phormii
Lineage: Eukaryota; Fungi; Ascomycota; Sordariomycetes; Glomerellales; Glomerellaceae
Exons: 3
Coding region: 1-1347 (448 amino acids)
Biological process (GO): DNA-templated transcription; regulation of transcription by RNA polymerase II
Cellular component (GO): chromatin
Molecular function (GO): zinc ion binding; RNA polymerase II cis-regulatory region sequence-specific DNA binding; DNA-binding transcription factor activity, RNA polymerase II-specific
Source: RefSeq, a predicted model, not a curated record
AUGAAGGGCAUGCCCACGCAAUACCCUCCAAGCAUGCUGAUCGAUGAUGACUUCACGUUCCUCCCAUAUGGUUUUGCAUCAACAAUUGCCCCUGAGCUGAUAGAUUUCAAUUCCUUGGACGUCUUGUCAGAAAACAUACUAGCCAACACUCGGGUGUCGUUUCUGGUGCCAGAGAGCCUGGAACCGCGGUCAGCCGAAAUCAUCUCGGGAUUGCAAGAGCUUCAUCACACUCUGGUUGCUACAAACCAGUGGUAUGACGGCACGUUCGAUCUUGACACGGCAAACUCAGUGUUUUCGGCAGGAAAUCUGUGCCAAUUUUCUGCGACCUACUUCCGAGUCAGUCAUCUUGACUUUCCUAUCGUCCAUCGGCCAGACUUUGGCAGUGACUAUACAACAAAGCAGCUUCUCUUGGCUGUUGGGCUAUCUGGGGCUCUAAGAUCACCUCCAAGUGACGAUGCCCUCGCGGCUCGUGGAUAUCUCAACCUUGCGGAGGAGUACAUAUUUCGAUGCCUUGAGCGUUUGAUGCCCCCCGGCUCAGCGCCAGAGUUUACCCACAAGCUUGAAGAGACACUACAGGCAGCCCUCAUGAUCCACUCCGUCCAGUUCUUCAGAAAUGAUGUAGCAUCACGUAGGAAGAACAGAACCCAGCGACUUCCACAGCUUGUAUCGGCCGUAAGGGUUCUCGGUCUGGCACAGACCAAACAUGCCCCCAUAUUCCAAUACGAAGAAUUUGUGCGUAAUGAAUCAAAGAUCAGACUAGCAAUUUGGACUGCACUAGGAGACUGGCAGCAGUGCGGCAUGUUCAAUACACCACCAUCGAUGACGCCUGCAGAGUUGACUUGUGACCUGCCAAGCCCCUUGGAGCUUUGGGAUGCCAAAAACGCGGCAGAGUACUAUGAUGCGGCAAACUCUCUCGGAACCGAUGGUUCCAGGAGGAUUUGUUCCGUCAAACAAUGCACCGACGCGCUGAUGGCAGAGACUUGGGUCGGCAUGGGAAGUUUUCCAUUCCAGGAUAUCAAUGGAUCGGACCUACAACUACUGAUUUUCACACUCAACGGCAUGGUGACUUCGGCCAAUCUCAUGGGAGUCUUGCCUGCAUGUGCACCAGCCCUGCUACGUGCCGUUUCCAGAUGGGAGGGCAUGUGGGAUACGAUCAGGGGCCGCAUAGAGCCCGCCGCCUUUGAAAAAGCAGGCAUGAUCCGGUAUAACAGCGAGCUAUGCUGGAUCGCAAGGAAGCUUGUCCACGUCGCCAUCGUAGGAGACAAGAGAUCUGCGUACAUGCAGAAAGUUGGACACGACUCUCUUGUGCAGCUGCAUGAGUUCGUCCGCCAGUACCGCGAUAGUUGA